Numida meleagris (helmeted guineafowl) is the source of this 1380-nucleotide messenger RNA. It is a transcript of the gene MEIG1, whose product is annotated as meiosis/spermiogenesis associated 1. The record is from RefSeq and is a predicted model, not a curated record. The transcript is spliced from 4 exons. Lineage: Eukaryota; Metazoa; Chordata; Aves; Galliformes; Numididae. Gene Ontology annotation, cellular component: nucleus. The coding region runs from base 156 to 551 and encodes 131 amino acids.
CGGGAACAAGGGCUUAAAAGGGCAACGGCGGGAGGCGGUUGCCUAGCAACGGCGCGGAGCCGUGGCCGUUGGCGCUGUGAGGAGGCGCCGCCAUCCCCGGCUGGGGCCGUCCCGGCGGGCACCGAGGAAGACCUGUGGACAAGCAAUCCAAAAUAAUGGUGAGUCAGGAAAGGCCAAGCGUAUCUAGAUGUCUUGAAGAACCACGUUCAUCAGAUGAAUUCAGCACAUCCUCUAAAGAAGUACUUAAGCCCAGUAACAUGAAAAUGUCUGAAGUUUCUGCAGUCACGGCUAAAGCCGACAUCAAGCCAAAAUCCAUAUGCCAUGCCAAAAAAUGGUCAGAUGAGGUAGAGAACUUAUACAGAUUCCAGCAAGCUGGAUACAGGGAUGAAGUUGAAUAUAAACAAGUAAAACAAGUUGAUACGGUAGAGUGUUGGCCAGAAACUGGAUUUGUUAAGAAGCUUCAGAGAAAGGACAAUACCUUCUAUUAUUACAAUAAGCAAAGAGAAUGUGAAGACAAAGAUGUUCAUAAAGUGAAAGUUUAUGUAUACUAAUUUUGCUACUUUCCAAAGUUCGUAUAUUCUUUUUAUAGAUCUUUUUGUUAGUUAGGAUCUAUAAGUAAAUGAGACUUUUGUACAAUCCAGCAUUUAAAGUAUAAAUGUCAUUCUUGGAUAGAAUGGGGAAUACAGAACGUGUUCCAAGUAAUUUGAUAUCAGAAGGAUAAAAAGCUUCAAAGGGACUUUGUAUAUUUGGUUUGACUCUGUGCAAAGUCCAUUAUAAGUAGACUCGUUAAUCUUUACUCUGAACAAUAUAAUCUUGUUGACACCGGCUAAUGUCAGCCACAGUCUCUUGGUAUAAUGAAGGGCUACGAAGCUCCAAGUCCCAAAGGCCCUUGGAGAGGAGCUGCAGUAACAAGCAGAAAAUGUUCUUGUUUUAGUUUACUGUUUAUUUAGUUGUUGUUCUGUCAGAUCUGUUCCCCAGUAUGUUUGCUUAGUGUAUCCCUUUUUUCCCUUAGCAGCCCAGCUUAGGAGUCCUCCAUCAGACAGCUCUGCUCAAAUAAACAUUCUCACAUAAACAUUCUCACACUCAGUGUUUCCUUAUCAAUCACUGAGACUGACCAGGUCUGUUUCUUUUGAUUGUUUCCUCAUUUGGAAGUCCCUGAUCAGAUAACCCUGCUGGAAUAAACAUUCCCACAUGCCAUUUCUUUUCUUAUUAAUGAGGGCAACCCACCAAGUUUGUUUCUGGUCAUUGUCUUUGUUAACACCAAUGGGUCAGGAUUUCUUUCUGUAAGUGCUUGUUCCUUUUGUUUGCCUCAUCAUCCCAAUUUUGUGAGGCCCUUAGCCAAUUUUACAUUGGUAAAUAAACUGUCUCACUUGCCACGUA